ACUGUUACGUUAACAACCACAUUGACUUGCAUUUGUUUAUUUAACUAAUUUAAACAAAUAUUGCCUAGCAGCAUGACUUAAAGUGGACGAAAAAUAAACGUUUCUAGGAUAUGGCAGCAGACUUAGCUCAGGACAUGGCCGCUGGGUCCUUGGAAGUGAACAUGCAAGAGCCGGUCACCAAGUUCACUUUUCUCCAUGCGCUGGUUGCUGGAGGCGUGGCUGGUGUGGUGGUGGACAUUGCCCUGUUUCCCAUUGACACGGUCAAGACGCGACUGCAGAGCGAGCUGGGCUUUUGGCGGGCAGGCGGUUUUCGUGGCAUAUACAAAGGAUUGGCCCCGGCGGCUGCCGGCAGUGCUCCGACGGCGGCCCUGUUCUUCUGUGCCUAUGAGUGCGGCAAGCACUUCCUCAGCUCGAUUACCCACACCAAAGAUUCUCCUUACGUACACAUGGCAGCGGCCUCGGCAGCCGAAGUGUUGGCCUGCCUGAUUCGCGUGCCCGUGGAAAUUGCCAAGCAGCGUUCCCAAACCCUAACGGGGCACAAACAGCAGCUGUCCGGCCUUCAAAUCCUGCUUCGUGCCUACCGCACAGAGGGCUUAAGACGCGGUCUUUAUCGGGGCUUUGGCUCAACCAUUAUGCGGGAGAUACCCUUCAGUCUGAUACAGUUCCCGCUGUGGGAGUACUUUAAGCUUCAGUGGACGCCGGUGACGGGCUACGAAUCUACGCCGAUUUCGGUAGCUCUGUGUGGAGCCGUUGCCGGUGGCAUUUCCGCAGGUUUAACCACGCCCCUGGAUGUGGUCAAGACGCGAAUUAUGCUGGCCGAAAGAGAGAGCUUGAAUCGAAGACGGAAUGCCUAUAGCAUUCUUCGUGGCAUUUAUGUGGAGCGAGGAUUUAGCGGUCUGUUUGCUGGUUUUGUGCCACGAGUGCUGUGGAUCACGCUGGGCGGUGCCUUCUUCUUUGGCUUUUAUGACCUGACGACGCGACUCCUGGGCGCCGCCAAUACUGAUCACUGAUCAUUAAAAUAGGGCUAUUUUCGUUGUACUUGUAGUAGAGGCACUUGUGCAGUUUGCAGUAAUAACCAAACCAAUGACAACCACCGAUGUGGACAAUAAAUGGGAUGAAUGGAAGUCUUA
Drosophila kikkawai is the source of this 1130-nucleotide messenger RNA. RefSeq names its product S-adenosylmethionine mitochondrial carrier protein homolog. The record is from RefSeq and is a predicted model, not a curated record. NCBI's taxonomy places the organism in Eukaryota, Metazoa, Arthropoda, Insecta, Diptera, Drosophilidae. Gene Ontology annotation, biological process: transmembrane transport. Gene Ontology annotation, molecular function: S-adenosyl-L-methionine transmembrane transporter activity. Gene Ontology annotation, cellular component: mitochondrial inner membrane.